This is a messenger RNA of Setaria italica (foxtail millet), 1330 nucleotides long. Its product is annotated as putative RNA methyltransferase At5g10620. Gene Ontology annotation, molecular function: methyltransferase activity. Lineage: Eukaryota; Viridiplantae; Streptophyta; Magnoliopsida; Poales; Poaceae. The record is from RefSeq and is a predicted model, not a curated record. Bases 179 to 772 code for a protein of 197 amino acids. Gene Ontology annotation, biological process: rRNA processing. The transcript is spliced from 8 exons.
CACAUGAAAGACGCCUCUCCAGCGUGCACGCGCCUUUGCGGAUAGGCUGCUCUUCUUCCCCGCUGAGACCCGAGUCACGAGGACGGGACGCCAGCAAGCAGGGUGCGCCCCCACGACCACGAGGCCACGACUUCGCUAGCCUCUCCCAGUCUCCCCCCACUUCCCUCUCUUCUCCGCCAUGGCCAUCUCUCCGUGGCGGUGCAUGUGUGGGGCCCAGCACUCCCUAAGCAAGGACCGUGGCGCGCCAGCCCCUUCUGCUCCAUUUGGCAGGAGAUCCAAAUACUCGGGACAAUCUGUGAGAGCAAUGCCUAUGCGUUUGUUAACGGUUGGAAAGAAGAGGUCUCGAGGGACACAGCUUCUUGUUGAAGAAUACACGGAGAAGCUUGGGUACUACUGCGAUUUUGAGGACACCCUUAUCAGGUCCAAUCCAAAACUUACAAGUGAUGUUAAGGUUCAAGUUGAAGCAGAAGACACAGCUAUGAUGCAGCAACUCAAACCUGACGAUUUUGUUGUUGUGUUGGAUGAAAACGGGAAGGAUGUCAUAUCUGAGCAGAUUGCUGAUCUGAUUGGGGAUGCUGGCAACACAGGAUCAUCAAGGCUCGCAUUUUGUAUUGGCGGACCAUAUGGUCUUGGGUUACAAGUGAGAAAGCGUGCAGAUGCAACCAUUAGGCUGUCCUCAUUGGUUUUGAAUCACCAGGUUGCUUUAGUAGUUUUAAUGGAGCAGCUCUAUAGGGCGUGGACUAUAAUUAAAGGACAGAAGUAUCACCAUUAGGCUGUUAUCAUCGUCAUCCACCGCUGUUUCAGCAUAUUAAGAUUUGGAAAAUGGAAGACCGCACAUGCAUAAAUUUGCAGUGUUGCAUGGACAGCGUGACAAGAUGAAAAUUUGCUGGGUGUUUUACUGGUUGAUACAUGGUUCAAGUUGUAAGGAAGAAAGGCCUCAUGCUACCUUACCAAGGAACAUAUAUGCUAUCUGUAAGUGGAGUUCUGCAACAAAGAAUGGUGCGCAUGAACAUUUUGCGAAGAGAAUAGCAGGCAAAAAACUGAGGUCAAACAUGUCAUAGGAAUUAGUCCCUCUUCUAUUGUGAACAUCCUCCAAGUAGCACAGGAUGUAAAUAGAAAUGAACGUAGGACUAGAGAUUUUUUAUCAAUUUAUGGUGUUAUACUUCAAAGCAGGGGAACAAACAUAGAGAAAAUCCUUUUUAUUGGUGUUAAAUGCAUGUCUGCUACGGUGAAAUAUUAAUUGUAUUUUCUAAAACUCAUGUAUCUAUAUUUCUACUACUAUAUUUGUAUUACGCUUAAUAGAUUAUCAAUAGAAUUUUGACUUAACAUA